Molecule: messenger RNA, 7653 nt
Organism: Cladocopium goreaui
Lineage: Eukaryota; Dinophyceae; Suessiales; Symbiodiniaceae
Source: the annotation of a GenBank genome assembly
UUGAUCUUCAAGGGUAGCGGUGUGGUGGGCGCGUUUCAUGUCUUGGCUGAAAAUCGGUCACAGGGGGUUGAGCCAGAUGAGCCGAGAAGUCCUGGUUACAGUGCAAGUGUUGCGAGUCUAUCGGAUCUUGAAACUGAAGAAAUUCCAUUUAGAGCCAUUGACAUGCUUGCUUCAAAACCUGUUUUCAGACGUGAUUUGGCUGUUCCUGCACACUCAACUGCCUUCGAAGGUGGGAAUAUUUUUGGUAGUCCAUCUAACGCUGAUGCGUCCCCUGCUCAUGAGCCUGGACAUGAUUCUAAGCAUGAUGUAGACAAUGUGCUUGAUGUGCAAACUGAGCAUUCGUUUGAUGGGCCAGACCAGCAGUGGGAGCCCCAGUGUGAUACAGAAGAGUUUGCUCCGCAACAGCAUGGGGUGACACUUGCAUCUGCCCAGUGGAAUGAAAUCAUUGCCAGUAGCUUUGCGCAGUUUCAGCAGACGCAACCAGCUUUGAGAUUGCCGUGGGAAGUUGGAACCAUGGCAGCAGUUUUUAACAUAGAUGAAAAUCCACUGCCGCAGUGCCUGGGUCUGGCAGAGAUGGAUAGAUCCUCCAGCGCUCAGUCCUCAGAUAGCUUGCAGCAGAAGUUAACUUCCUUUACAAUGCCCCACGGUGCAAGUUUUGUUCACGCUGUUAAGAGCAUGCGAGACAUGAACUUUUUUGAAGAGAAAAGUCAACGUUUGGACUUAGCAUGUGCACAGUGGCUGAACAUUCUUUCAAUUGAUUGGAGCGCUUCUGGCGUUGGGCCGCAACUUGCAGCCUCGCUGCAAAAAGACCACUCUGGAAGCGACGCAACCAUGAUCUUGAGAUCGUGUUUUGGGGUCAAGAGCCCUUCCACUUUGUUGAAAAGAGCUGGCUCCAUUCAGAAGUUCCUCAGCUGGUUCGACAGAAGUGAUACCUGCAGGGAGUUGGGCGCAAGAGCAAUCCCUUUACAAGAACCGGUUGUAUGGGAGUUUUUCGUCUGGCUGAAGCAGCAGCGCCUCGCAGAUGCCAAAGGGUACACAGUCCCCUCGGCCUUUCUGGAAACGGUGAGGUUCUGCCGAUUCACGCUAGACCUCCAUGGAACGGAGGGCAUACUGGGAUCCCGCAGGCUCUCCGGCAUCUACGCAACCUUCUUCGACAUGCGUGCCGGAGGUGAGGAAGGAGGUUGGGAUGAGGUGGCAGUGGGGGAAAGGGCAAAGGAUACAACAAGGGACGUGGCGAACAGUUCAAAGGAACUAAGGGUGGAUCAAAGUCUCUCACUUCUCCUGACACUGCUGAUGUCGAGCGAGAAUUUCGCUUAUCUAUUCAAGAAGCACUUCCUGAGCAAGCUAGGUAUCGCGCUCAACCUUCAUUACUGGCGGAAGAGUGGAAUGCACCCAUCGUGCCUUAUCAACAACUUGGAUCUUCUGGUGGGAUUUCAAUUUGCCCUAAGCAUGCGCUUCCUGCAGUCCUUCGACAAGUUGGACAUACAGCACGACCUUGUGCUGUGCUUUUGGUUGAAAGUCCUGAUGCACUUGGGCUCAAAUCAUACCCACGUUCUAUUGUCAGUUGCUCGUUAUCAGUUGCUGGCAACGACUGUGCACGUGAACGUGUCACUGUCCAGAGAUUCUUGGUACAAUUGGGGUUUGGACCUCCUGUGCUACGGCAGGUUGAUGGUACGGAAGUACGCAUUGAUAUUCACAUGCGUCGAAUGGCUGCGAAAUUUAGUGUGCACCGUGGUUGGGCUCCUGGUGAACACCCUGGAAAUAUUCUGGUGGCACAUGUCCAACAGUGGAUUCCUGACAUUGCGAUUGAUCAAGUACAGCCACGAAUCAAUGGCUCUUUUUCCUUUCUUUGCCACUCAGGGCAGGUUGACCCUUUUACAGGCUUCUGGGCAGGAUGGUGUGUUUUACAAACAGCUUGACUCUGAUGAAAACUUUGAAUUGGUUUGGUUGCGAGAAGGUGCGUCAUUGGAAGAAGCACGGCGUCUUGCAACAGAGGAUGCCGCUUCGUUCGGCCUUGCUGAGAAAGGGAAAACUGGAUUAUUGGCUGUCCGUUUCAAAACGGUUGAUGCUGCUUCUUCUUUCGCUACACGGCAUAGCCUUUUUGACUCCGCCUCUGUUGGUCGGUGGAAGAUCUCUGGUGUCCCAUCUUCUACGGGAUUGCAUGGUUUGUGCGAGUUGCUGCAUGCCCGCAAAUGCAACAGCAGCAGUCUUUUUUGCAGAAAGUUGUGUCAGAAGCAGCUUCGAGAAGCAUACACAAUGCCCCAGCUUCUCCUCGACGGAGUUCUGCUGAAAAAAGAACAGCCACCAGGUGACGUCAUUGCCAUUUGUGAGACCAAUCUGGAUUGGCAAGAAGCAUGGGCUCAUCCUGACUUGUGGGGCGGUCGCAUUAAUCGUGGUGCAGAAGCUGUUUUCUUAGCAGUUUGUACGGACUUGGAAUUGUGUCCCACGGAUCAAUACGUCUACUGCUGGGAUCCCGCAGGCUUUUGGGGUUCGCAGCACUUGAGAGGCAGGCCAAGGGGCCAAGCAGACAGGCAUGAGCAAUACCUUCCCAUCGUCGUGCCGUGGGAUGGUAUUACAAAUGAUCCCUGGCUUGAGACCUUCAUGGAAGUUUAUGAUUCAUGCGGCUUGCAACUGAACAGACGUCCGUUGGGGCCGCUGCUUCCUGCUCCGAGGGUUGAUGGAACUUUCUGUGCAAGGCCUCUCACAACUUCAGAGGCUGCAGAGUGGCUACGUGGUUUGUUGCAUGGAACGCCAGACCACUCGAGCUUCAGGAGUCACUCACUCAAAGCAACGUUGUUGGGGUGGGGAGCUCGCGCAGGUCUUGACAAAGAAACCAGAGCAGUUCUGGGGCACCAUUGUAACUCCUUGAAUGGAUCAGAGGUUGUCUACAGCCGUCAGUUGCAGACACGGGCCCUUAGAAAGCUUGGUCUCAUCUUGAAGAGGGUCCGGAUGGGGCUCAGCCUAGAAGAUGAUGCAAUGCGUGAGCUGGGCGUCAUCAGUACGCCUCCUCCUCUCACUCCAAGAUUGGCAGCCACGAUGCCGGUGCUUUCCCAACCUGCUGCCCCAAGCUCACAUGCCCAGGUGGUAGCUGCUGCAGGUGAAAUAGCAGUGGAUGCUGCUGUGGGAGCAGCGCUUGAGCUUGAGGAACUACAGAGCGUGAAGGAAGAACAGCUUGACUUGCAAACCUUGGAAGAAGCUGCUGACAGGCUCACCUUGUUUCCGGUCGAGCUUGUGUCUGCUGGUGUCAUUGAGAUUGAGUCGUCAUCUGGCAGUGACAGUGACAGUAGUGGUUCAUCUUCUGACAGCUCUACAAGCAGUACAAAGGAGCCUGGACCUAAGAGUGUGCGUUAUUGUGAAGAUGUGCCUGCCAACGUUGACUACUUUAGACACCACAAGAGCGGCAUUUUGCACAGCUGCAAGUUGAAUGAUGUGAGCAUUGAAACCUUGGUACAGGCGGCAUCAGGGAGACCACCAACGCUGAACGAGAGCACCAUUUUGAAGAGAGUCGCUUUCGAAGCGCAGACUUUCUUGACAGCAACUCUGAGACAACAGGUUGGCAGGACAGAUGAUGCACCCAGGAGAAUUGCUUUCGCUGAAAGAAAUACUCGUAUGGAAGCUCUUCGAACCACGCUUGGUGGACUGACCAUCAGUGGCGAGUUGGAGCCUGCCCAUUCUUUGUUGGAUCGAGUGUGCAACUUGUAUGAGACAAACUCCAUCAAGCACCUGGACUUGGCGACAUGCAUUUCAAGAACGCAGGAAAUUCAAGGCACCACAAAGAACAAGGAACUCACGCUUGAAAGGGGAUCCUUAGUCCUCAGGGCGGGAGAUGACAAGGCGACAUGCCCAACAGAUUCCGAGAUAAAGGUGCAUUACGCAUUUGUGCGAAGGGGUGUGGCCAUGCAAUUUGCAAAGCUCAUGAGUUACAAUCAGCAUACCCAAUGGGAAACGUUCCUUUUCGAAGCCAUGCAUCGUGAGCCACCCCCGGGCUUUUCUAGGCCCCCUCUUGCCGCCAUUCUACAAUGUGACAAAGCAGCUUGGGGGCGUCUUAGCGCGACAGUGAGUUCAGUGCGACAGAAAGAGGAUGGCACCUAUCCCCUUGGGAUUGCACUCUUGGAGUUGAGGUCAGAUCCUGCAAUAGCCCUUUACUUGAUGCCUACAACAAAGAGCUCAGGGGGUGCACCAGCAGCUUCUACACCGUGGAGAUCACACCCUUAUAGCUCCUCGGGUUCAGGGCCAAGGCCCAAAGGAACGGGCAAGGGAAAGAAAGGUGGCAAGCCGUCAUCCCCACCUGUUCCUUCUGAGUUGAGAGGGAAGUGGCAUCGCUCUCCACAAGGAGAGCCAAUCUGUUUCGGCUACAAUUGCCGUAGUGGUUGUGCAGAGAAGCACAUCAAGCCUGGCCAGAAGUGUUCGAAGGGACUUCACAUUUGUGCAGAACCACGCUGCGGAGUUGCAGCAACCAUGGAGAACCCGCGAAGCAGCUACUUUUGGCUGACCAAAUGGUUUCUCCAGCUCAUGGCAACCACAGACCUUUACUGUGGUGAUUUUCAGGUCUGCAUGUUGGGUGGAAGCCGUGACAAGUGGACACGCAUAGUGGCAAAUUUUCCUGGCAUCACUAGCCUCAACAUUCGUUGUGAUCGCCGGCAUAGUCAUGAACCAUGGGGUUUUGCGAGAGAUGACACUGGUCAAAAAGUAUGGGCAACCUCUCUGGAGUCUCAGUAUCCUAAAAAGAUGCGCGUUGCUCUUGUCAACAUUCUUUUGCAGUUCUUUGCGGCAAAUGGCAUGAAACUGAAAGCAGAGUCGUUGGAAGACGACACAAACCCGUUGCAAGCAACGCAACAGGCUCAGAUCAGUGCGGGCUACCAACCACGGCCUUCACGCGUCCCUCCAGUUGUUGCUGAUUUCUCUUCGGUGGCUGUCUUUUUGGUAAAAGAGUUGGCAGAAAUUCCAUGUGCACUGCUUGCAAAGUUAGACAAGGAUAUCACGUUGCAUACAAUCGAAGGGCUCCCAGUUACUGUUCCAAAAUACAGCCGUUAUUUGCGUUUUUCAGCUCUUGCUGCCCCUGUUAAAGGGGGAGAGGAGGGGCAAAGUGCGCAGAGUGCAAAAGGGAAACUGGAUCAUGGCAUGUCGUUGGUCAGGGCCAAGGAACUUGAGACUGAAGAGAAGGCCAAUGCUUUGCUUAGGCACCCGAAGGUUGCGGAGGUAACAUGUGAAAAACGUAUCCUGCUCACUAGGGAGAUGCUAGAAGAGAUUGCGUACGAAGAUACUGAUGCUUUGAAGCUCUUGCAUGAGGGUGCGACAUUGGCAGGUGAAAUUGAACCUUCCAAGGCUUUCCAAUCACAGUUCAAACCUUGCCUUGCCACCAUGGAACAGUUGCAAGCGAAUGCUGACAAACGAAAUGCCUUGGUGCUGCGGAUGACCACCUCUUCGGGCGAUGAGUCCAUGGACCUGCAACUACUUGAGGAAACUUGCAACGAGUUACAGCGAGGUUGGGCUGAGGGCCCUUUCCAACUGCAUGAAUUGGAACCGGGAGCAACCAUAUCCCGGCGGUUUCCUCUGACUCAAGGUGAGAAAACACGUUUGAUAGAUGAUUUUUCUGUAAGUGGUGUCAAUGACAGUUGCAUCAUGCACAACAAGCUUGACCUUCACAUGAUUGACACAUUUUGUGCCAUGAUCAAGAUGUACUUCAACAAGCGCAUUCAGCAGCGCAGCUCCUGCAGUUUGGUUUGCAAAACCUACGACUUGAAGAGUGCUUACCGUCAAGUUCCAAUACGCCCGUCCCACUAUAAGUUUGCAUACUUCAGCAUAUUUAACUGUAAGACUGGCCGUGCUGAAAUAUACAGGUUGAAGACAAUGCCUUUUGGAGCAACUCAUAGUGUCUUUUGUUUCCUCCGCCUGUCUCGCAUGUUGUUUGCCAUUGCUACAAAAGGAUUGUACUUGCUGUCAACUAAUUUUUACGAUGAUUUCAUCCUAGCAGCACAAGUGGACCUUCAGCAAUCAGCGCGUUGCAGUAUGGAGCUCCUGUUCCGCCUUACGGGUUGGCUCUAUGCUGGAGAAGGUAAAAAGGCUACUCAGUUCAGCCAGUUCUGCAAAGCCCUGGGCGUGGAAUUCGACUUUAGCCGAUCUGAACAGGGUAUAUUGCAUGUCUGCAAUACCCAAGCCAGAAGAGACGAACUGGUCAAGCAGAUUUCUGAUGCAGUUGCCAAGGGCUGCCUUGGCAAACAUGAAACGCUGGUCUUAAGAGGGCGUUUGGGUUUUGCAGACAGUUUUUUACAUGGUCGCCUAGGAAAACUGGUCCUCAAGAACCUUGUUGAUCAUGCAUAUGGGAAAAGCAGCCGAAUGGAGCCAGACCUUGUCGUCGCCCUAAAGGCCAUGGUGGAUCGGUUGCAGCUUGCGGGGCCACGUAGAGUCACUUCUGGGAAUGCCAAACAAUGGUGCAUUUUUACGGAUGCGAGCUUUGAACAAAGCGUAGGCACUGGUGGGAUAGGUGGCGUCCUAGUCGAUUCUGCUUCGAAAGUGCAACAAUGGUUUGGGAUAUAUCUUGAUGAACACGUCUGCAAGUUGUUUGGAUCGGAUGACAAAGGAACGAUCAUUUAUGAGCUUGAGUUGUUGGCAGCGGUGUUGGCGACAAGUUUAUGGUGCGCAGAUUGCAGUGACGAUAUGCAUGUUCAUUUUGGUGACAACGACAGCGUAAGAUUUUCACUAGUGCGAGCGUGCGCUAGUGGUGAUGUUGCUCAGCGUUUGACGCAGUACAACCUUCAGCUUGAGGCAAAAAGUGGCACACGUCUCUGGUUUGCCAGGGUUCCCACUGAAUGCAAUAUCAGUGACUAUCCCUCCAGGCAACAGUCACAUCCUCUGCUGGGCAUCGAAGAAGACAUGUCUGGAAAAGCGAAAGAGUUUCUGCAAAAGAUCCUGGAGGAUGUUCAGGUCCCCAAAGCGAUGUGGAGCCAGGCUUUGGAGGUUCGUGGCAAGGAAGGAAGCCUUUACGAUGUGUUGGGUGUGGAUAAGAAUGCCAGCGAACAAGAGAUCAAGAAGGCGUACAAGCGAGCUGCUGUGAAGUUUCACCCUGACAAGGCUCCUGAGAGCGAACGUCCUCAGUACGAGGAGCGCUUUAAGCGAAUCUCGAGGGCCUACGAGAUCUUAUCAGAUCCCGAGAAACGUCGAGCCUAUGACCUCAGGGGCGAGUCCGCCUUCGAUGGUGCCGGCGGUGGCGCACAGGGUGGCUUUGGCCCUGGAGUUGAUCCUUUUGACAUGUUCAGGAGUAUGUUUGGCCAGAACUUUGGCUUCGGUGUGGCGCGCACGCCUGAUGUAGGCUACGAAGUUGAAGUGACAAUGGAGGAGAUGUACAAGGGCUUCAACAAGAGUGUUCGCUACGACCGGGACGCAGUCUGCCGAACCUGUCAAGGGAUGGGGGCCACGCAGAUCGAAACCUGUGUGUUUUGCAAUGGCCGUGGAGUGAUUGUCGAAGAUCGGCAGGUGGGUCCUGGUUAUUUCCAGCGAGUGCAACGUCACUGCCAGCGCUGUGGGGGUCAGGGUGCGCAGGCAAGGAACCGCUGUUCCAAGUGCCGUGGCAAAGGCUUUGUCAAAGAGCAGGCUGCUGCCUGCGAUGGCUCUGGGAGUUAUGUGGGCUGUCCCAACACUAUUAGUAUGACGUAA